Messenger RNA from Balaenoptera musculus (blue whale), 3533 nucleotides. It is a transcript of the gene SH3BGRL2, whose product is annotated as SH3 domain binding glutamate rich protein like 2. Lineage: Eukaryota; Metazoa; Chordata; Mammalia; Artiodactyla; Balaenopteridae. The transcript is spliced from 4 exons. Bases 202 to 525 code for a protein of 107 amino acids. Gene Ontology annotation, cellular component: cytoplasm. The record is from RefSeq and is a predicted model, not a curated record.
CUACCUUGACCGGCGGUCGGGAAGCUCUCAGCUUUUAUCUGCAGACCGGGCGGGAGGGAUCCGGCUCCCUGCGGUCUUCCCAGACCGGAGCGCUGUGCCCGGUGGUGGCGGUGGCGGCGGCUCUCAGCCGAGUUCUGCCUCCGCGUCCGCGCCAGCCCGGAGCCUCCGGGGGCCGACGGUCAGUCCCGGCGCGGCGAGAGGAUGGUCAUCCGCGUGUUCAUCGCCUCCUCCUCGGGCUUCGUGGCGAUAAAGAAGAAGCAGCAGGAUGUGGUUAGAUUUCUGGAAGCCAACAAGAUAGAGUUUGAGGAGGUGGACAUCACGAUGUCAGAAGAGCAGAGGCAGUGGAUGUACAAGAACAUUCCCCCGGAGAAGAAGCCUGCUCAGGGCAACCCUCUGCCACCUCAGAUAUUUAACGGUGACCGGUACUGUGGAGAUUAUGACAGUUUCUUUGAAUCCAAGGAAAGCAACACAGUCUUUUCAUUUUUAGGCCUGAAAUCACAGUUGGCAUCAAAGGCAGAACCUUAGCGAAGACAAGCGGAAGAGGACGGAGAUGCAUUUUGGAGCGCCCCUGGUACUCAGCACACACCUGCUUACCUAAUGCAUCACUGUGACAGAAGCCACAUGCAUUAUCAGUAACUUUGCUUGCCAUGGAAAAGGUGUUUUGGGAAGACAUGGGUCUAAUGGGAUCGCAUGAGUGCUUUAAACCAAAUCAGGACCGUGGUGGGUUUUUUCCUUGUUUUCAGAAUUGCCUGCAGUUGCCUCACUCACCCGGAGGUACUGUCACCUGUUACAGGUGUGCCUCCUGAAUAACUGAGUGAUAAGCAGGUGGCACCAUCAGAGAGAAAAUACUGGAUCUGCCCUGGGUUGUAGUUGAUGCCAGGAUUGCUCAGACCUGCUUCUCUUCAGGCUGCCUAGGUGGUGUCCUUGAAAUUAGUCUACCAGGCUAUUAGAAUAUUUUGAUGAGAAAGAAAAAAAGCAAUGUUGGUUGACAAAGGGCUAAAGAUCUUUGCUGCAGAUUCACAAGCAUCACUAUUCCAGUGCUUUGUCAUAACUGAAGAAAAAAUUAGAUGUUCCAGCCUCCUUUUGGUAAUGGAAAUUCUUACCCCCAUAAAUCCUCCAAGCCCCUACAGAUGUUUCCAGAAAACACUGUGGCAACAAUGUGUGAUCAGAACCAAGCGACAGGGAUGAAAAGAAUUGCUAUUUUGAAAAACACGUGCUUCUUUAUCUCUUACAAAGGAAAAGUUUCACUUAAUGUGUAAGAUGACUUAAAAGAUAUAUUUAAAGAGGUGCACUGAUAGUUAAUUUAUAGGGACAUUAUCUGACUCGUACCUGAAGGCAUUUCAGCUCUAGCAACUUAUCAUGCGUAAGUGCACAUAUAUUUUUAAACGCAGCUCCCCUAACGAAUAGCUGCUUAUAUAUUUUGCAAAGGGAUUAUAUUUUUCGAGAAAGGAAGAUCUCGGUUAGAUGUGUUUUGUGAACCCUUGAUGAGGCAUAUUAAGAGAUACUAAUAUUGCUGCACACUUUAAAUUUUUUUCCUGUGUUACUUUUCAUUGGUCCUCUGACUCUUCCAGCUCGUAUUUCUGGCCAAUGCACAGUUCCGGAUUUUCAGAGUAACAUAGAUACAUGUUCUCAUUCCAUAUAUGAAGAUCAGUGAUUUUUCAGAACAGAGUACAUACAAGAAAGGGGCUGUCAGAGACUCACUCUGAAUUGUACUUGGCAUGUGAAAUCUCUCCUUCCUUUGGAGUGGAUGCUGACAAACACGGAACCUGUCUACUUCAUUAGGGCAAAGGCUCCUUUUCUGUAUCCUUGUCCCUGCUCAUGUUUUUUUAGAGUUUUUAGUUGCCACACCUGGGAAUAGUCUUGAAUACAAUAAAUUCAGAGGGCUGCCUAAGAUAUUCUGCUAUUCUCAGUGUCCUGAUGGACCUGAGACCUGCCCUUUAGAUUCUGAGCAGGAAGUUUGUAAGAAAUGGAAAGAACAGAAGAAUUUAGACCCUGUCACCUGUGUUCUCUCUCCCUCUAACUUGCUAAAUGUGGACUAUUCUAAAGAACUUGUUGAAUGCUAAAGCUGACAUCCCAGCCUGAGAUUUGCGUCCCAGGACUACAAACAGAAGAAAAGCAGGCCACUGAUUCCUACAUGACUGGAACAGAUACAUAAUCCACAAUUUUCUCUGCAAGGAAAGCUGCUGUAAAAUCAUGGCUAUGACUGCUUAGUUGGCAUUAAAUACGAUCCAGGUCAAAUUCCACUUGAUAAUUCCCAGGGACUAUCCAGGAAAUUUUUUUGGAACUGGAUAUCGUGUUAAAGUCUAAGAAGACUUAGAAUUUCUUUUUAAGAUACAGCAAUUUUUAAAAAGUUAAUGUUGCAAUGGUCUAACUUAUAUUUUGUCUACUCUUGCCAGUGAGUACCAAGAAGCAACUUGGUAAGGCUGAGUCUUGGGGUUGUAGGAUCAAUAUAAUACCUGCUAGACCAAGAAAGCUACUCAGAAUUGUUUGUCUCAAAACUUCUGAAUUACUCUGGUUGUAGCAGGCCCAGUAUGGUUGUCCUAAACAGAAUAGAUGAAUAGGAGUGCUAAAUUAUUUACCACAGUUACAGAUCAUCUACCCCACCCCACAUUUUUUUUUUUUUUUUUUUUGGAGCAGCAAAGAAAUAGAGACCAGCUUCACCUGGUAUUGUACUUGUUAUGAGCGAGCUAGAAACACACUGUGUGGCAUUUCUCUCAGUACCCAGGCUCUGCAGAGUCCUAAGGUAUUGCCCUCUGGGACCACACCGUGUUCAGAGAAUACUGUGUCCUUACUUGUGUUUUACCAGCUGAAUUCCAAACCUGUAAUGGUUUUCUUCAUCCCUUCUUUAACUAGCUGCCUUUAGAUCUGGAUAAUCACAGUCUUAAAAAUCUAGGAAAGAAGUGGAUAGGAGUUGCAGACAUAGAUGUAAUAUCAAAAGCAUUUUAAGACAGAAUUUUUAUUUCCUAUAGUAGGCUUGUUGGGGCAAAGAAAAUGUGCUGCUAAAAAUCAAUUUAUGCCAUUUUAAAAUGAGAUAAAAUACAGAGUGCCAUCCUGCUAGGUAUAUGCAGACCAGAAGAAAAUUUAGUUGGGGAAGUACUUGUUUUUCCAGAUUCCUGGUAUUCUAGUAAAAUCAAAGAGGAGAAAAGGAAGAUUUUUUUUCUCUCAGGCUCUAAUAUAUUUUAGAUUUGUUUCUGUUUUAUAGAUUUAUUCAACACUCCCACAUAGAUGUUUUUAUAUUACAUGAAUUUAAUAAUGAACUAAACUUAUUUUUGUCCUUUGUUGUUGAAAGAUACCAAAGCCUCUUUCUGGUUUGUGUUGUUUUGUUUUUUAAUUUGAUUUUGCUGUAUAGGGUUUUGCUUUUUCUAGAAAUGCUUAUUACAUCUUUUCUAAAGUGUCAGAGCCCACUUUGAUCUGCAAAAUUAUUGUGUUUAGAUUUCAGUUUGUAUGCAUUUGUCUCUAAAGGCAUUGGUGAAACCUCAGAUUUUAUAUUCAGCAUUAAAGAGGAAUAAAUUCCAGAAAACACAUGUUCUGAA